Molecule: messenger RNA, 1478 nt
Organism: Etheostoma cragini (Arkansas darter)
Lineage: Eukaryota; Metazoa; Chordata; Actinopteri; Perciformes; Percidae
Gene: yju2b
Product: coiled-coil domain containing 130
Exons: 10
Coding region: 174-1388 (404 amino acids)
Biological process (GO): mRNA splicing, via spliceosome
Cellular component (GO): post-mRNA release spliceosomal complex; U2-type spliceosomal complex
Source: RefSeq, a predicted model, not a curated record
ACACCGAUACUUCCCACAAUCCUCUGCAACCGUGCAACGUGACGCCACUUCCGUAACGUGAAAAUUACCCAUCAACCCUCUAGUUGUACUAUUUGGUCGAUGGUGGUUGUCUUUGCAGCUUGCUUUAAGAGCAUUGGGGAAUCCAUUACUAGCGUGGAGGUCCAGCCGUCACAAUGGGUGAAAGAAAAGGAACAAACAAAUACUACCCUCCAGAUUUUGAUCCUGCCAAGCAUGGAUCCCUCAAUGGCUAUCAUAAAACUCACGCCCUGCGGGAGAGGGCCAGGAAACUGUCCCAGGGCAUCCUCAUUAUCAGGUUUGAGAUGCCGUACAACAUCUGGUGUGAUGGCUGCAAAAAUCACAUAGGCAUGGGGGUCCGUUACAAUGCUGAGAAGAAGAAAGUGGGGAACUACUACACCACGCCAAUAUACAGGUUUAGGAUGAAGUGCCAUCUGUGUGUCAACUACAUCGAGAUGCAGACGGAUCCGGCGACCUGCGACUAUUUAAUAGUAAGCGGGGCAAGCAGGAAGGAGGAACGCUGGGACAUGGCGGAAAAUGAGCAGAUCCUCACCACGGAGCGGGCAGAGAAGGAGAAACUUGAGACAGAUGCCAUGUUCAAACUUGACCACGGUGGGAAAGACAAGGAGAAGCUUAAGAAGGCUCUGCCUUCUCUGUCCGAGAUCCAAGACUACCAGUCCAGCAAGAAGGACGACUUCCAGCUCAACAGCACCCUCCGCAGGAAGUUCAGGACAGAGAAGAAGAUUCGAGCUGAGCAGGAGGAGAAGGACAACUCUGUGAGGAUGAGGACCAACCUGUCCAUCCAAUUGCUGCCCGAGAAGGAGGAGGACAAGAAACUGGCAGCACUGCUCACAUACCAGGCACCGGACUCCUAUGAUGACAAGCAGCACAGCAAGCGCAAAGAGAUCGCCUCCCGUUCGUGGUUCAAUCCCGUCUCGGCCACACCGGGAACUGCUGCAGGGAGUCUGCUCCAUAAGCUGGGCCUGCAGGGGAAAGAAGCAGCAGUAGCCAAAGCCCUGGGCUCCUCGCCCAGCUCCCUGAUCCGGAAACGCUCAGGAGGACAGGGAAUCAAAACCGAACCGUGCGCCACCAUCGCUCGCAGGAAGUCCAACCCCGAAAUCAACAUGUGUAACGGAGAGGUCCCUCAGAGAGAGGAGGCCCCAAGUAUAGUACCAACACAAAUGGGGCAGGACGUAACAGAGACAAAUAAGAAUGGCUCCAGGGAGACACAUGUUAAAACCACAGAGGAAGCAGAUAAAGGACUGACAAAGGCAAAGGAUUUUGGGAAGGAGAAGGAACAGGGCAGCAGUUUAGGAGCACUUGCAUCUUUGGUGGCAGACUACAGCGACUCAGAUUCAGACCCUGGACACUGAGGCUGAAUGAUGAGCUUAAAGGGACAAUUUCUGUAUUUAAUGAAUGGAGGUCACCAUACGCAAAUAACGAGCGUCAUUUCAUGAGCGUGA